AUGGAUCCAUUUUAAUUGCAUUAUUAAUAAUAAAAGGAAAGUAUAGAAAAGAUUUUAUAUAAUGUUAGGGAGGCAACCGAAUUAGAAGUAAUGGCUAAUACUUUAGAUUUUAUAUCAAAAUUAUGCUAAGGCUAAGCUGAGGUAAAGCUGACUUAGAUUUAAUGCAAGCUUUGCUUAGAGGCUAUUUCAGGAAGAGAUGAAGAAUUAUUUUAAGUAAUUUGUGAAUGCAAAUAGAAAAGCUUAAAUAAAGAUAUUUUCCAUAAUAAAUGCUUUUUAAAAUAUUGCUUAGCUUAUGGCAAAACCAAUUUUAAGUGUAAAAAUGAUUAAUGUUUUUAAAAUAAAUUGAAAUAAAUAGAAACAUUUUUAAAUAUCUAAGAUUUUGUUUGCUAAAUAUGCAAUUAAACACUUUCAAAUAAUUUCGAAGAUACAGUAAAAACAGGAUGUGAGUGUCCUUUUAAAAGAGUUCAUAAAGAGUGCUUAAGUAAGCAAUACAGAAAUUUCUAAAUAAAAUAGCAUUAGGUACUUUGUUAAGAAUGCAAUAGCUAUUUUAGGGAAGAAAAUGUCAUUUAGUGUAUCUAAAAUUAUUAAUAUGGGUGUACUACUUGCUACAAUUAAGCCAGUAACCACAUUUAUUGGGAUUGUGUUCCAAUCGACUGUCAUCCUUACAUGAUGUGCAGAAUUUGUUAUGAAAACUUUAAUUUUAAUGACUUAGAUUUUUCUUAGCAACUUCUGAAUUAAAUUAGAUGUCAUCAUCAAAGAGAUUGCAAUAAAUAUCUUAGCUAUCAUUCAUUGAAUCAGUACUUUAAUAAGUUAGAAAAAGUAGAAAAUAAAUAAAAGGCACAAGAAAUUUUAAGCAAAGGUAUCAAUUUAGAAAAUUAUUUUGAUGUAGCAAAGUGUCCUGGAUACAUAUUAAAGCCAUCAAAUAAAUCAUCUGCAUAUUAUAAAUAUUUGCAAUAAUCAAGCAAUACCCAUUAUAUUCUUUAUGGAUGUUUGUUUGACAAUAGAGAAUUAGAAGAGGCAAGUUAUGAUCUAGAUGAUGAUAAAGUAGAAAUUGUUAAAUGCUAAAACACUUUUGAAGCAGAUGUAAGAUAUCAAAUGCAGAGAUGUUCUAACUGCAAUUAUAAAUUUUGCUACAAAUGCUAACUUCCUCAUUUUGGUAUUCCCUGCUCCGUUUUUAAAAAUAUCAAAAAUAAUGCAGGUCUGACAGAAGAGAGUUUUUUAGAAUCCAGCAGUUUUGGAUAAAACACUGAUGAUCACAGGCCUUUGCUAUUGUUGUUAGAUUUAGAUAUGAAAUUAUUUUAGUUAUGUAAUUAGGUAAGAUUCAAUAAUGAAAAUACAUAGAAUUUACAAUUACAAAAUAACUAAUUAAAUUAUUAUUUCAAUUACCCUAACAGGAAAGAUGUUAAUGUAAUUCAAAUUAAUAUUUAAUACCUUUAUGGACAAUAAUAACAAAAUUAUGAUUCUUGGCUCUGCAUGUAUCUUCCUAUAUUGAGUAUUGAACAUUUAAAAUAGUGUAUUAGACAUGGAAUAGAAAGAAAUGCAACUAAUGAAAUUUCUUAAAUGACUGAUAAAUACAAAGAACAAAUCAUUCAAAAUGGAACCAUAUUGUACUCUGAAUAUGAAUAUGCCUUAGAUAUCUCAAAUAGUCUUCCUUUAUCAGAAAAUCAAACAGUAAAAAUAGUUCUACUUUGCAAGGCUCAUCCUGAGUCCAUAAAAAAACCAUUGUCAUACUAAAGUCUUUAUGUGUCAAACUAGACACUACUAAAUGACCAAAGUUAAAUUAACAAAGAUUAAAAUGCAAUUAUAGCUUUCUAAAUUUUAGUAUUCAAACUUUGA
Molecule: messenger RNA, 1836 nt
Organism: Tetrahymena thermophila SB210
Lineage: Eukaryota; Ciliophora; Oligohymenophorea; Hymenostomatida; Tetrahymenidae
Exons: 1
Source: RefSeq, a predicted model, not a curated record